GAACAAUUAACUGUAUUCCAAGACGUCACACUAAUAUAUAUUUAGCAGCUUUUUCCCCCAUUUAAAAUGACAUGCAAACAAAUACAGACCAAAAUUAUGAGCAUAUACUGAGCGUAUAAAGUCUUUUAUUUUCAUUUAUAAUGUCUCAAUGAUUGAUGAUGAUACUGAUAGCCGAGUGGUUUUGAAGCUCAGCAUCAUUAAGAUUCACAAACAAAGGUUAUCGUCAUAGAUAAAAUCUAUCUUGUCUUUGAUGCCAGUAUCUGAUACAGUGUAAAGUUUUGUGUUUCUCCGAGCACCAUCAGCAGUGCACUUUUAACCUUUAUUCAUCACAGUCAUUAGAUUAAUUAGAUAAUUUUUUUUUAAGUUGGCACAGGCGUUAUGAAAGGGCUCAGCCAAAUUUUCCAAAUUAACAAAAUAGAAAAUUUGUGUCAUUUGAAACUGUGCAAAUGUGUGCUGUGUCCUAAUUAAUGGUCAUUCUAGCCUUAGCUUAGAGUUACACUGAAGCUGUCUCCCAAACCUACAACCUUUGUGAAGGAAUGUCAGCUUCACAAGUCACAGUUUCCCUUUACACAGGGGAUUAAAAAUAAGGAGGCUUUAUUUGUGGAUAAUUGAAUUCACAGGUAGCUCCUGACAUCGCUAUUUUAAUGACCUGCAAAUGGAAAACCUAUUUAAAAUUUUGGUUUAGGGUUUCAUGACUCUUUAAAGAAGAUUUGACCCGACGACAUGUAUCAAGGAACAUGUCCCUUCAAUAUUGCUUAUAAAACUACAAAUGAAUGAUGGCUGGGAAAGUGGAAAAGGUGUCCAAAUACGAAACUUUAAAGCUUUUGGAAAAGUGCCGGAAGGAAAGAGACGAUGCUUUGCACCGCGAGAAUAUGAUGAGGGAGAAAAUGAGACAAUACGAGUCUCGAAUGAGAUCAACCGAAGCGCUCAAACAGAAAUUAAAGCAAUUGACUUUGGACAACAAGGAGCUGCGGAAACAAGUGAAGGUCUUGCGGGCUGAAAUUGGUUUAGAGGCAAGUCCUAAAUUUAACGGGAAAACCACCAAGGAUAUAAUCAACGACCUGCACGAGAAGGAGCGCGAGUGCAAUUCACUUGUUGAAAAAGCGGGUAAAUUAAGUUUGACGAUUGAUGAACUAACAUCUGAGCUGGCCAACACCGUGACCUCGAAGACUCUGCUGGAGGACCAGGUCCAGUCCCUGCAACAGAACCUGAAGGACAUGACCAACAACCAGCGGCGUCUCCUGAAGCUCUGGGAGGACAAGAAGGGUCAGAGGGAGCAGCUGUCCCUGCCCGCCAUACCGCAGAGACCCGGACAGAAACCGCUGGUGCAUAAAGGCGUCCAGACGGAGAUGUCCAUCAGUUCAACCCAGAUAUUACCCACUAACGCAUUCGAGACCAAGACCCGCCGAGAGAUGGAUAAAAGCAGAACCAGUCUGGAACGACGCAGCAUCACUUUAGCGAAUGGCUCUCAUCGAGAGAAAAACGCUUUAAUUCAGAAUGAAGCGAAAGGAAUACACAACUGACAAUUAUUAUUUCACGAAACUUUUUUUGUCUGCCUACGCGUCAUGCUGCUCAAUGCCUCAACUUACUGCAUUUACUUUAAAAUAAAUAUAUAGAUGAGUAUGUUUCAAAUUAUAUAGCAACAACCUGAUUGAAACAACCGAAACACUGGGUUGAGGACUAUGUUACUGUACAAUAAUUAUUUCUCUACUAUUGACCCAUUCUUACAGUUUUGACUGAUGUUUGAUGUACGUUAAUGCCCACAAAAAAUUGUGUAUAAUGAAAUUCUUUUAACAUUAAAUAUAUAUAUGUAAUUUAUUCUGUUUUAUUCUGAUUUCCUCUGUUUAAUUCGGAUAAUUUUGUAAUUUGGUGAUGCAGUUAAUUAUUUAAUAUUUUUAAUGUUGAAUAAUCUGUCUCAUUAUCUUUUGAAUUUCAUAAAUUUGCGCAGAAUUCACAUUUCUGGAUGGGCCAUUUCUUAAAUGGGAUAGCUCACCCAAAAUGUAAAUGCAGUCAACAUUUACUCAUCAUAAAUUCUUUCCAAACCAUAA
Carassius gibelio (silver crucian carp) is the source of this 2048-nucleotide messenger RNA. RefSeq lists its product as uncharacterized. The record is from RefSeq and is a predicted model, not a curated record. Bases 774 to 1523 code for a protein of 249 amino acids. The transcript has a single exon. NCBI's taxonomy places the organism in Eukaryota, Metazoa, Chordata, Actinopteri, Cypriniformes, Cyprinidae.